Chrysochloris asiatica (Cape golden mole) is the source of this 1683-nucleotide messenger RNA. RefSeq names its product aarF domain containing kinase 4 (gene COQ8B). Lineage: Eukaryota; Metazoa; Chordata; Mammalia; Afrosoricida; Chrysochloridae. Gene Ontology annotation, molecular function: kinase activity. The record is from RefSeq and is a predicted model, not a curated record. The transcript has 14 exons. Gene Ontology annotation, cellular component: extrinsic component of mitochondrial inner membrane. Gene Ontology annotation, biological process: ubiquinone biosynthetic process.
AUGUGGCUGGAGGUAGGGGUCCUACUGAGGGGGACUUGUGGACAGCAGGGCCGAGCUACUGGUCUGCCUUGUGGGGCCCUGCGGCCUGGACUCCACUGGUGGUUGUCUUGUAGGAGUUCUCAGGUCCAGAGGUUUCAUCAGAAUGGGUCUGACAAAGGCCUUGGGGAGGAGGACAUUCGCAAGGCACGGGAGGCCCGAGUCAGGAAGACACCCCGGACUCAGCUGAGUGACCGCUCUCGAGAACGCAAAGUACCUGCCUCCCGCCUCAGCCGUUUGGCCAACUUUGGGGGACUGGCUGUGGGCUUGGGGCUGGGAGCACUGGCUGAGGUGGCCAAGAAGACCCUGCCAGGAAGACACCUUCAGUCAGGAGGUAGCUCCCAGCUGGGCUCCAGCUCUUUCCUGUCAGAAGCCAAUGCCGAGCGGAUCGUGCAGACCUUGUGUACAGUUCGAGGGGCCGCCCUCAAGGUUGGCCAAAUGCUCAGCAUCCAGGACAACAGCUUCAUCAGCCCCCAGAUACAGCGCAUCUUUGAGAGGGUCCGCCAGAGCGCUGACUUCAUGCCCCGCUGGCAGAUGGUGAGAGUUCUGGAAGAAGAGCUCGGCAGGGACUGGCAGGCCAAAGUGGCCUCUUUGGAGGAGGUACCCUUUGCUGCUGCUUCCAUUGGGCAGGUGCACCAAGGCAUGCUGAAGGAUGGGACGGAGGUGGCCGUGAAGAUCCAGUACCCUGGUGUCGCCAAGAGCAUUGAGAGUGAUGUCCAGAACCUGCUGGCGGUGCUCAGUAUGAGUGUGGCCCUGCCCGAGGGCCUGUUUGCUGAGCACAGUUUGCAGGCCCUGCAGCAGGAGUUGGCUUGGGAGUGUGACUACCGUCGUGAAGCAGCUUGUGCACAGAACUUUAGGCAGCUGUUGGCAGAUGACCCCUUCUUCCGAGUGCCAGCCCUAAUUCAAGAGCUGUGUACCACACGGGUGCUGGGCAUGGAGCUGGCCAGAGGGAUCCCUCUGGACCAGUGUCAGGGCCUGAGCCAGGAUGUCCGGAACCAGAUUUGCUUCCAGCUCCUGAAGCUGUGUCUACGGGAGCUGUUUGAGUUCCGAUUCAUGCAGACGGACCCCAACUGGGCCAACUUCCUGUAUGACACUUCCAGCCACCAGGUGACUCUGCUGGACUUCGGGGCAAGCCGGGAAUUUGGGACAGAGUUCACAGAUCAUUACAUUGAGGUGGUGAAGGCGGCAGCUGAUGGGGACAGAGCUCGGGUACUACAGAAAUCCCGAGACCUCAAAUUCCUCACAGGCUUUGAAACCAAGGCAUUCUCAGACGCCCACGUGGAGGCAGUGAUGAUCUUGGGGGAGCCUUUUGCCUCCCAGGGACCCUAUGACUUUGGGGCGGGAGACACUGCCCGCCGCGUGCAGGACCUCAUCCCUGUGUUGCUGAGGCACCGGCUGCGCCCACCUCCGGAGGAGACCUACGCCCUGCACCGGAAGCUGGCAGGGGCCUUCCUGGCCUGUGCCCGCCUCCGCGCCCACAUCAACUGCCGGGACCUUUUCCAGGACACCUACCACCGCUACUGGGCCAGUCGCCAGGGAUAGCCACAGCCUGCAGCCUGCUGCCUGCUGAACGGAGGGAACCUCAAGGCACUAAGAAGCCUCCCCCCGCAACCCCUCCAUGGACAUCAGACAACCGCCUCCAUCUGA